AUGCCAUCUAAGUGUUAUCUGGAUGAAACUAUGUGUAAUGUUUCUUGUAUUGAUUAUUCUGAAGUACGCUAUAUUUUAAAUUUAACAUCCAUCAAACAAAAACGAUUAAGUUGUCAGCGUUUAUUUAAAGACAAUAUUCGUGUAUGUUUACUAUUGAAACGAACGUAUAAUUGUGUAUGUGAAAUCUUAGACUCUGAUUGUAAAUCACAAGUUACUUCUUCUAGUUCUAUUAGCAAUGACAACCAUUCACAAACAAUAAUAGAAGAUAUUUUACCAUCUUCAAACAGUUCAUGUAAACGUAAAUUUGAUGGGACAGAUGAUUCUGCAUCAAAACAACUAAAAUUAUCUUUAUCGAAUGUUGAACAUAAGACAAGAAUAUCUGUUAUUAUGGAUAAGCAUUAUGAUAUUCGUAAUGAGAACGAUUUUCUACAGUUUUUAGCUGAAUUCAAUAAUGUGAAAGCAAUACCAAGGAGGUAUUUGUGUGCGUUCUAG
This is a messenger RNA of Didymodactylos carnosus, 492 nucleotides long. The record is from the annotation of a GenBank genome assembly. Lineage: Eukaryota; Metazoa; Rotifera; Eurotatoria; Philodinida; Philodinidae.